Pecten maximus is the source of this 692-nucleotide messenger RNA. RefSeq lists its product as uncharacterized. The transcript has 6 exons. The coding region runs from base 167 to 652 and encodes 161 amino acids. The record is from RefSeq and is a predicted model, not a curated record. Lineage: Eukaryota; Metazoa; Mollusca; Bivalvia; Pectinida; Pectinidae.
UAUUUAUAUACACACAAUCGGGGAACCCCCUAACAGCCAGACCUAUCUCAACAGUCUACAGGGUUCCUGAUAUCCCAGUCAUAUAACUGUGUUAAAGGAAGACGAAAUAGCGAAUAACUUCAAAGACAAUCCCAUGAGGACAAGAUAGGGCUAGUAAUCAGGAAAGAUGGCAGAAGAACAUGAAGAUAUCACAAAGCUUUGUGAUUUGUUGGACCAAGUUAAAACUCAAAUUAAGAGAGUGGAAAAUGAGCUAGGAUACUGCGAAAACCAUAGAGAGUAUCAUUUUUGGGAGAAGUUGUCAAGUAAAUCCGAAAAAAUGGAAUUAGUGAAAACUUCUUUGGAUGCCCUUAUCUUAAAGACGAAUCCCCAGCAAAGAGAGCGAAGAGGAAGGAUCAAUGCUGAAACGAACAAUGAUAGCGGCUAUAGUUCAGCACCUAUAGAGAGGAGAAACGCCGUGGCUGUAAGAGAAGAAGACAUGCCAGCACCAGAGAGGAAUUCUCUUGAUGCUUCGAUUGGAAAUCGCAGGGCUUCGUCAGGAAGUCAUUGUGCUGAAUGCCUCCAGCAGAUUAAAUCUCCAACUCAAGUUACAGAAGGACAAGUGAGAAUAUCAACUGAAAACGAGGAUCUCUCAGAAUCUCAGAGCUCUGCAUGAUACCAAUGCACAAGGUGGAUGAUUGCCGCACCUGAAAAAA